Messenger RNA from Serinus canaria (Common canary), 5090 nucleotides. It is a transcript of the gene MAP3K5, whose product is annotated as mitogen-activated protein kinase kinase kinase 5. The coding region runs from base 132 to 4214 and encodes 1360 amino acids. Lineage: Eukaryota; Metazoa; Chordata; Aves; Passeriformes; Fringillidae. Gene Ontology annotation, biological process: cellular response to stress; protein phosphorylation; MAPK cascade. The record is from RefSeq and is a predicted model, not a curated record. The transcript is spliced from 30 exons. Gene Ontology annotation, molecular function: MAP kinase kinase kinase activity; ATP binding.
CCUCGCUUCACGUCGGUCACCUCUCCCCUCCAGCAGCUCAGCGGGACCGCUCCGGGGCGGGCGGCGCAGUAUGGCAUCCGCCUAACCCCGGCCAGCGCAACAGAGCCCGGGGCUGCUCUUUCACCGCCGGGAUGAACGACAGCAGCGAAGGGACCGUCAGCCUGCCGGUGCCCGGCCCGCCCGGCGGCGGGACGCCCUGCGAGGAGGUACUCGGCAGGAGAGCGCCCGGGGCCGACACGGGCGCCCGCAGCCUCCCGCCCGACUUGGCUGCGCCGCCGCCCGCCGCUCUCUGGGCUGAGGACGCCGCCGCCGCCGCCGCCUGCCCGAGCACCGCGGCGCGGGCCAAGGGUGGCGGCCGGCGGACCGCGGUCACCUACGUGAUCAACGAGGCGAGCCAGGGGCCGCUGCUGGCGGCGGAGAGCGGCGCCCUGCAGAGCCUGCGUGAGGCGUGCGAGGCGGUGGGGGCCUCGCUGGAGACCCUGCACUUCGGCAAGCUGGACUUUGGCGAGACGGCGGUGCUGGACCGCUUCUAUAACGCAGAUAUUGCUGUGGUAGAGAUGAGUGAUGCCUUCCGUCAACCUUCCCUGUUCUACCAUCUGGGAGUCAGGGAGAGCUUCAGCAUGGCUAACAACAUUAUCCUCUACUGUGACACAAAUGCAGAGUCUCUGCAGUCACUGAAGGAAAUUAUUUUCCAGAAGAAUAAUAUGUGCACUGGGAACUACAUAUUUGUUCCUUAUAUGAUAACUCCACAUAACAAGGUGUACUGCUGUGAUAGCAGUUUCGUGAAGGGACUCACAGAGCUGAUGCCACCUGGUUUUGAGUCUCUGCUUGGGCCUAUUUGCUUACCUCUGGUGGAUCGAUUUAUUCAGCUCUUGAAGGUGGCACAGGCCAGUUCCAGCCAGUAUUUCCGGGAGUCCAUUCUGAACGACAUCAGAAAGGCCCGGACACUUUACACGGGCAAAGAGCUCGCGGCAGAGCUGGCAAGGAUUCGACAGCGAGUCGAUAACGUUGAAGUCUUGUCUGCUGACAUCGUCAUAAACUUGCUGCUGUCCUACAGAGACAUCCAGGAUUACGAUUCCAUUGUGAAAUUGGUGAAAACUUUAGAAAAACUGCCCACUUUUGACUUGGCUUCCCACCACCAUGUGAGGUUGCAUUAUGCAUUUGCACUAAACAGGAGAAAUCUGCCUGGAGACAGACAGAAAGCUCUAGAAAUUAUGAUUCCCCUUGUAGAGCAGGAAGACCAAGUAGCUUCAGAUAUGUACUGCCUGGUUGGUCGAAUUUACAAGGACAUUUUUUUGGAAUCUGGGUUCAUAGAUAUAGAAAGCAGGGACAAAGCAACUUUCUGGUUCAAGAAGGCGUUUGAAUCAGAGCCAACGUUACCAGCAGGAAUUAAUUAUGCAGUACUCCUCCUGGCAGCUGGACAUUGCUUUGAUACUUCCUUUGAGCUGCGGAAAGUUGGAGUAAAGAUCAGCAGCCUGCUUGGUAAAAAGGGGAGCUUGGAGAAACUGCAAAGCUAUUGGGAAGUGGGAUCUUUCUUGGGGGCCAGUAUGUUGGCUAAUGAUCAUAUACGAGUGAUCCAGGCUUCAGAAAAGCUGUUUAAACUAAAGGCACCAGCAUGGUACCUGAAGUCUAUUGUAGAGACUAUUUUGAUAUAUCAGCAUUUUAAGAAACUGACCCCAGAGCAACAUACAGCCAAACAGGAACUUGUGGACUUCUGGAUGGACUUCCUUGUUGAAGCCACGAAGACAGAUGUGACUGUAGUUCGAUUUCCAGUUUUAAUAUUAGAACCAACAAAAAUCUAUCAGCCCUCAUAUCUCUCCAUCAACAGUGAAGCUGAGGAGAAGACAGUAUCCAUCUGGCACGUGCUCCCUGAUGACAAGAAAGGUAUCCAUGAGUGGAACUUCUGUGCUGCUUCUAUUAGGGGGGUAAGCAUUUCAAAGUUUGAAGAACGGUGCUGUUUCUUGUACGUGCUGCACAACUCGGAUGACUUUCAAAUCUAUUUCUGCACAGAACUUCAUUGUAGAAGAUUUUUUGACAUGGUGAACAGUAUCACUGAAGAAAUGGGGAAGACUACAGAGGAAGGGGAAUGUGAUGGAGACUCUCUAGAGUAUGAUUAUGAGUAUGAUGAGAACGGUGAGCGAGUCAUUCUGGGAAAAGGAACGUACGGCAUUGUGUAUGCAGGACGAGAUCUGAGCAAUCAAGUCAGAAUUGCUAUCAAAGAAAUCCCAGAGAGAGACAGCAGAUACUCCCAACCUCUGCAUGAAGAAAUAGCUUUGCAUAAGCAUCUCAAACAUAAGAACAUUGUCCAGUAUUUAGGUUCUCUUAGUGAGAAUGGCUUCAUCAAAAUAUUCAUGGAACAGGUGCCAGGUGGCAGUCUUUCUGCUCUUCUACGAUCAAAAUGGGGACCAUUAAAAAAUAAUGAGCAGACAAUUGGCUUUUACACCAAGCAGAUUCUUGAAGGAUUAAAAUACCUCCACGAUAAUCAAAUAGUGCAUCGAGACAUAAAGGGUGAUAACGUGCUUAUCAACACAUACAGUGGAGUGUUAAAGAUUUCGGACUUUGGAACUUCAAAGAGACUUGCAGGAAUCAAUCCUUGUACUGAAACCUUCACUGGUACCCUCCAGUAUAUGGCACCAGAGAUCAUAGACAAAGGGCCACGUGGCUAUGGGAAGGCUGCAGACAUCUGGUCUUUGGGAUGCACAAUCAUUGAGAUGGCAACAGGGAAACCCCCAUUUUAUGAACUGGGAGAGCCGCAAGCAGCCAUGUUUAAGGUGGGGAUGUUUAAAAUACACCCAGAAAUUCCUGAAUCCAUGUCUGCAGAAGCCAAGGCUUUCAUAUUGCGUUGCUUUGAACCAGAUCCUGAUAAACGAGCUUUUGCUCAUGAGCUACUUAUAGAUGAAUUCUUGAAGGUUUCAAGCAAGAAGAGAAAGUCUCCUUCAAAGCUCUCAGUCCUUUCAGCUAACACAAAUGAGUAUCUUCGGAGCAUAUCCUUACCUGUCCCUGUUCUGGUGGAAGAUACAAGUAGCAGCAGUGAAUAUGGCUCUGUCUCACCUGAUACAGAAUUAAAAAUUGAUCCAUUCUCUUUCAAAACAAGAGCCAAAUCCUGUGGAGAAAAAGAUGGGAAGGGAAUCCGCUCCCUUUUUCUGAGCAUCCCGGAUGAACAUUUUGAGGAUCACAGUGCACCUCCUUCACCUGAAGAGAAAGAUUCUGGUUUUUUCAUGCUGAAGAAGGAUAGUGAAAGGAGAGCCACCCUGCACAGAAUAUUAACUGAGGACCAAGAGCAGGUGGUGAGGAACCUGAUGGAAGCUUUGACUCAGGGAGCUGAAGAACCCAAGCUAAAAUGGGAACAUAUCACAACACUUGUUUCCAGCCUCAGAGAGUUUGUACGGUCCACUGAUCGCAAAAUCAUCGCAACCACACUUUCAAAAUUGAAGCUGGAGUUGGACUUUGACAGCCACGGUAUCAGCCAAGUGCAGCUUGUGUUGUUUGGUUUUCAAGAUGCUGUCAAUAAAGUUCUCCGAAAUCAUAAUAUUAAGCCACAUUGGAUGUUUGCACUGGACAGCAUAAUCAGAAAAGCUGUGCAGACUGCUAUUACAAUUCUGGUCCCAGAAUUGAGGCCACAUUUUAGCCUUGCAUCUGAAAGUGAUACAGCCGAUCAAGAUGAUAUAGAAGUUGAAGAUCAAGAUGAACAGCCUCAGAAUCAAACCAUCCAGCAGCCUUGCAUUGUCUUGGAAGAUGCAGUAGCUACCUCAGGUGUAAGCACACUCAGCUCUACGGUGUCCCAUGACUCCCAGGCCGCUCACAGAUCACUGAGUGUCCAGCUGGGCAGGCUAAAAUUGGAGACAAACAGGUUAUUGGAGGAGUUAGUUCAAAAGGAGAGAGAAUUUCAAGUCCUCUUGCAUCAAGCUAUAGAAGAAAAAGAUCAAGAGAUCAGGAACCUACAGCUCAGGUCACAGCCAAUAGAUAUUCCUGGAUCGUCUGUCCGUCAUCGUCAUUCCACUGGCACAGGGACCGAAGACCCUGAUCUCAUAAACUGGCUGAGAGUUCAUGGAGCUGAUGAGGCCACGAUAAACAAGUUCUUGGCUGAAGACUAUACCUUAACGGAUGUUCUCUGCUAUGUUACACGAGAUGAUCUGAAAUGUUUGAGACUGAGAGGAGGAAUGCUGUGCACGCUCUGGAAGGCGAUCACUGACUUUCGAGAGAAACACGCCUGACACUGAUAUUUUUUUCUUUGCUUCUCUGCAGAGAUGAAAAGAUUUCCUUUCAGCCAGAGCAGGUGUGCUGUCAGAAGGACUGUUGCACUUUAAUCCAGUAUUUGUUUACCAAUGUUAAAAACACUGCAGCUUCCUGACUGCUUUUACUCCUAUAAUCCAUAAGGAAUCUGUAAACAACCUGCAACAUUAUUUUACUUUAAAUGUUUUUACAUGCAAGUUUUUCAAAAAUUUUUAGAAAACUUACACACAAAAAUUAUAAACUCAUGAAAUAUUGUAGUUAAAGUAAGCAGAUGUUAAUUUCAUGACAAGCUGAUGUAAGAUUUCAUGUAACAGUACAUCACUGGAACAAAAGCAAAAUGUGACAACUUUUCAAUUUCUUUGUAAUAUAUAUCAAUAUUAUCUGUAGUAGAGCUUCAUAAUUUCAAUCAUAAUUAGAUAUUUUUCUUUUAGCGUGCAAAACCUAAAGGUAAUUGUUUUUACCUACAGCCCUACAUAGUUUAAUAUUGUUUAUUUUUGGUAAUUUAAGUUCUAUGGUGCAUUUGUUUUAGAGUUGUUUAUGUACUACUGAACUGUACCAGUUGUAUACACCUGAACCACGGUAAUGUUAGCUUGUUCUAAAGCUAUCUCUGACAUACACAAUUGAAAAUAAAAAUAACCUAAGACUUACUUUUUCCUAUAUUUUUGGACUUAUAAAAUAAUAACAAUGGUGUAGAACUGGAAAAUAUUGGAAUAAAAAAAAAGAAAAAAAUCAUGCUGAGUAAUACUGAGUAUCAAGGGGACCUUUCUGAUGCAUCUUACAUUUACUGUGAUUUGAGAAUGAUAACCUAGCAUUAAAUAUUUUCUUGGUUUUUCUAUUCAGUCUAAUUACAGUACUAA